UGGGAUAAUUUGGGAUAGUUUGGGAUAAUUUAAUUAGGGAUGGGUGGAUUUGGGAUAAUUCGGGAUCAUUUGGAUUGAUUAGGGAUGGAUGGAAUUGGGAUAAUUUGGGAUAGUUUGGGAUAAUUUAAUUAGGGAUGGGUGGAUUUGGGAUAAUUCGGGAUCAGAGUGACUGACAAGGGACGGACGGAACCGGGACCGGUCUGGAAUGGAACCGGGACCAGAACCGGGACCGGUCUGGAAUGGAACCGGGACCAGAACCGGGAAUGGAACCGGGACCAGAACCGGGACCAGAACCGGGACCAGAACCGGGACCGGAACCGGGAACGGAACCGGGACCGGAACCGGGACCAGAACCGGGAACGGAACCGGGACCAGAACCGGGACCGGUCUGGAAUGGAACCGGGACCAGAACCGGGACCAGAACCGGGACCGGAACCGGGACUGGUCUGGAACAGAACCGGGUAUGGAACCGGGAAUGGAACCGGGACCGGUCUGGAAUGGAACCGGGACCAGAACUGGGAACAGAACCGGGACCAGAACCGGGACCGGAACCGGGACCAGAACCGGGAAUGGAACCGGGACCAGAACCGGGACCAGAACCGGGAACAGAACCGGGACCAGAACCGGGACCACUCCAGACCAGAACCGGGACCAGAACCGGGACCACUCCAGACCAGAACCGGGACCAGAACCGGGACCAGAACCGGGACCAGUCCAGACCAGAACCGGGACCAGAACCGGGACCCGGGGAAUGAGCCGAGCUCGGCCAGGACGGGCUGGGAGAAGCCGCUUUUAUUUAUUGUUUUAUUUAUGGAUUUCAGAGAUAUUUUUGAUACUUUUGUAGCGGUUUUUAUAAAGUUUUGUGUAUUUAUGGCGUCCCCCCGGCCCGGAAGCCGCCGGUCCCGGGGCGGGGCCGGUAAUUUAUUGACCGCCGGGAUAAUUUAUUGCGGAAAGUCCCAAUAAAGCGGAAUUUGGGCACAA
This is a messenger RNA of Parus major (Great Tit), 981 nucleotides long. RefSeq names its product MARVEL domain-containing protein 3-like. NCBI's taxonomy places the organism in Eukaryota, Metazoa, Chordata, Aves, Passeriformes, Paridae. The record is from RefSeq and is a predicted model, not a curated record. The coding region runs from base 394 to 963 and encodes 189 amino acids. The transcript has 2 exons.